Messenger RNA from Tetranychus urticae (two-spotted spider mite), 5916 nucleotides. RefSeq names its product otoferlin. The record is from RefSeq and is a predicted model, not a curated record. Gene Ontology annotation, cellular component: membrane. NCBI's taxonomy places the organism in Eukaryota, Metazoa, Arthropoda, Arachnida, Trombidiformes, Tetranychidae. Gene Ontology annotation, biological process: plasma membrane organization.
CUCGGUUAUUCACAAACACAAUUGAAACCAAAGAGAAUAAGAUAAUGGCUAAAACUAGUUGAGCUAAUUAAAUGAUUUACUAUAUAAACAAAUGAUCAAGUAAAGUAUGAAGAUGGACAGGUUCAAUUCUCGAAAUGGUUUUAAACAUUCUUGCAUAGCCCUCAAAACUGGUUAAUUGCUGAGAAGCUGUUCACUUUGUCCAUUGGGAAACCGGUUAUUUUGGUUACCUUGUUUCUGUCUCUUAUUAUUUUCAAUUCAACUUUCCAUUUUGAAGCUCAUCUUAUUCAAUCUUUCCUUUCGUUUAAAUUCAUCUCUUAAUCAGUGAAUCAAGACCAGCUAAAACCUUAUUAGUUAUGUAAAGCUUGUAAUAACCCAUAUUUUCAACCAGUUUUAUCAACACAUGUAAAUGUCCCAUCAAUUUGGCCAAAUCAAUCAUUCAUCAUAUAAUCAAAUAACAAAGGAUCUUGGUUGUAGGUUUGUCAACAAACCAGAGUUCUGGUAAAAUUUGUCAUCAUAAACAACACCAGUUACAACAACAAUCAUGUUACACGAAGACAAGUCACUGUUAGCCGAAGAAAACUAUGAAUCACUUACUGGAGCAUCAAAUGAAAUUGCAAUUGACAUUGAUAAUGGCGAAGACGAAACAUCUGGUCCCCAAAGUAUCGUUCAGCAAUCAUUUAUUUCUGGUAAUGAAGAACAUCGAUCGUCAAUUAAACCAUUCGAAGUGCUAACCGCAAUCAGAGAGCCAAUAUUAAUCAAAGAAACAUCAACAUCAGUUGAGCCUCGGUAUUAUGGAUCAAAGCCAGAACAAUUUGAUAUUGGUGUUCGUAUAAUAGAAGCAGCUCAACUUCCAGGUCUUGAUAUCAACCCAAUGGUUCGUUUAAUGGUCGGUGAUCGUAAAAAGUCAACAGCAACCCAAAAGUCAACUCUUAGUCCAUUUUGGGAUCAAUAUUUUGUCUUCUCUUUCAACCAACCACGAUUAGAAAUAUUUCAAAAAGUAAUCUCUGCAACGGUUAUUGAUUCCAAGGGAUUGCUGAAAUCAGACGAGAUCAUUGGAUCAUUUUCCUGUGAUAUUGGAACAGUGUUUAGUCAACCAGGACACUGUUUUCAUAGAAAAUGGGCAGUUCUUACGGACCUGGAAACAAAUGAACCCAGAGGUUACCUAAAGUUAGAUUUAACAGUCUUGUUUAAAGGAGAUAGUUCAUCAGAUGAACCAGCAAGCGAUAAAGAAGAUGAAGAAGAAGCUGAACCAGAAUCAGAUGAAUCUGAAAUAGAAUCAAAUCUGCUGUUACCUGUAGGUGUUACUGAUAGACAAUCGAUUAAACUAGUAAUAAAGAUUUAUCGGGCUUAUGGACUAACUAGAUCAGAGUCAACGGUUAAAAAGGCUCUCAAUUUAAUCUCAUCUUCGCCUAAAUCACCUGAUGCCUACGUAACAGUUACAUUUGCUGGCUCUACUGGACGAACAUCAACAAUCAAAAAGUCAUCCUCCCCUGUUUGGAACCAACAGAUUACAUUUGUUGAUAUGUUCCCAACUUUCUUCCAGAAUAUCAAAUUUGAGAUCAAAGACGAGGAACUGGGCACAGAUGGACUUUUGGCAACUCACUUUUUACCCUUAAAUUAUAUAGCAAGUGAAGGACAAGAUGGUUAUUUACCAACAUUUGGUCCGACCUUUAUUAACCUUUAUGGUGCUUCAAGAGAGAGCUCAAACUCAGAUAGUAAAGCUUUAUCAACUGGAUUAGAAGAAGGUGUUGCCUAUGUUGGCCGAAUUUUGAUUGCCAUCACAACAGAAUUUGUUGAUUUGAUUUCACCUGAUUUAGCAAGGGUUUCCAUACAGAAUAUCAAUGAUCUAAACGAAAGUAUUCUUGGACCUAAAAAGGAGUUUGCACUCUUUGGUAUGCUCAACUCGGUUUCAAGGAUUGAUCCUCGUUACGCUGAUAAAGGCAUCAGUCUUGAAUUACAUAUGGGUGAUCCUGAUGAUAUUGAUGGUGACGGUAAAAUUGAUGAGGCUGAUAAAAAAGCCAGAGCCAAAUAUCGAGGAAUUUCUGUAGCAAUAAAGCCAGCAAGAUGUUUCUCUAAUAGUCGUAAAGAGAUUGCUUUCCAUUUACCUUUGGACAAUUUUAAGCCAAUUGUUUUCCAUCGGUUCAGUUGGAUCGACGAUACUUGGAGACUUUUCUUGUCAAAUAGACUAUUCAGAAUUGCAAGAAAUCUUGCAACUGGACUUGCUGAUGUUGAUGCAUUGACUGUUACUCGUGAAUUUGAUGCAGCCUGUCGAUUACUUGGUGUUCUCAAUCAAUUCAUUGAAGAUUGUUCUAGUUUCUUGCGUUAUUUAUCUAGUCUAGUCGAACCACCAGGAAGAUCAAUAUUGGACGAUAAAAAAGUGAUUCAACAGCGAGAAAAAAUUGAAACAUUAUCCAGAGAAGCUUCAUCAAUGAGAGAUUCCCUUGCAACUGUAAACAUUGUCCCGAUAGCACAAGCUUUAUUGUCAUUUGUAAAUGAACUUAACGAACUCUCAACCCUGCUCCACAUAACUUUUCCAGAUCUAUUUUUAUCAAUGUUGGUUGAUGGUAAACGAGUAGCUCAAGCUCGUAUCCCAACUCGAGAUAUUGUAUACUCGCCUGAAUUGGAUAGCAGAGGCAUUUACUCGGCAAAAUUUAGAUCAAUGCUACUUCGAGCAGCAGGCCAACCUAAUGGACAGAUUCGAGCUCAAGUUGAUAUCCUAUCUUGGUUUGGAGUUGCUGAACAUUUGUCAACUAUUGUUGACCAUAUACCAAAAGGAUAUACUCCUGACCCUUCACUCGAAUCUCUUCACAAACCUGAUUCUUGUCCACCAACUCAUCUGAAGUAUCCUGAGAGAUCUGUGUUUCAAUCAAGAGCGCAUAUAUUUCAAGCUAGAUCCCUCGUUGGCGCUGACACAUCAGGCCUUUCAGAUCCUUACUUGAAAAUAUACUAUGACAAGUGUAUUUUAGUUUCUCAGGUUAAAGAGAAAACAUUAUCACCAUGUUGGGAUCAGUUAAUAAUUGGAGCUCCCAUUAGUUUGAUUGGUACUAGAGAUGAUAUUAAAGCGUCUAAUUUAACUGCUCUUGUUGAAGUUUAUGAUCGUGACAUUAUUGGUGACGAUGAAUUUAUUGGAAGAGCCAAGGUAACUUUUGAUCAUGUACGCUUUGCUGAUGAAACUUAUGUAUAUCCUCGACUCAAUUGGUUCGAUGUUUCGCUGAAUGGCUCUGAAAGUGGUCAACUAUUGAUGGCUCUUGAGUUACUCCAGAUUAGUGAAAAAGAUAGUACAGAAGACUAUCCAGGAACAUUACCAGAACCAACCCAGGUGGUGGACAAUAUUAAGAUUUACUCUAUUCCUCAACAAAUAAGGCCAAAUCUGUCUAAAUAUAAAUUACAAGUCAUCUUUUGGGGCGUUCGUAAUUUAAAACGUGUUAAAUUGCUUUCUGUUGAUAAACCCAAAGCUGAAAUUGAACUUGGUGGAACCAUCAUUUCAUCAUCAGUUAUCCCAAAUUAUUCAAAGAAUCCUAAUUUUCCCAGUUUUCGUAAGGAAGUUGAACUAUUUUUGCCUGAUCAAGAGUUUUAUUGUCCACCAUUAUCAAUACGUGUUGGUGAUUGUCGAGCUUUUGGUCGAUUCACUCUCGUUGGUAGCCAUGUUAUCCGUUCACUGUCUAAAUACAUUUUCAAUAAAGAUAAGCAAAUUGAUUUGACUCAUUUACCCAAACGGCAUGUUAUCAUUGAUCUCGAUCAUUUAAAGCCUUUAUCAAUGAAUGAUCAACCUGAUGCCGUUAUAUCACCGGGAAGUGGAAAGGUCAUAAGAUUACCUGAUGAUGGAACCAUUGAGACAGAAAAAAAGGCAAAGAUGGAAUCAGGAGACAAGGAAGAAGUUGAUUGGUGGAUGAGAUAUUUUGCUUCGAAAAGCAAUGGAAAUGGAAAUGGCAUGAAUGGUCGUAGACAAUCAAGUCUUAUUCCAAAUCAUUUAACACUCAAAAUAUAUCCCGAUGAACUGGAGAAACGAUUCAAUGGUGAUAGUGCUGAUAAUAAAUUAACCUCGUUUCCUUUAAAAAGAGGUAAAUUUGAAGACGAUACCUCUGAUUUGAAAAAUAUGGGAGUCUUUAAAGGCGCUUUUAGAUUAUACAAAUACCCAUGGAAGAAUGGAAUUCAUCUUAUGGACAUUCUAACCAACAACGAUCCAGUCAAGGUUCUUGUUCGUGUUUACAUCGUGCGUGCAUAUGAUGUUGUACCAAGAGAUGCUAAUGGUAAAGCUGAUCUUUAUCCCAUCCUUAAACUCGGAUCCAAAAAGAUUGACGAUGUUGACAACUUUGUGCCAAAUUGUUUGGAUCCGAUAUUUGGACGCUUCUAUGAAUUUGAGGCCACUUUUCCUCAUGAAUCAACUUUGACAAUCUCGAUGAAAGAUCGUGAUGCAUUCUCAACUGAUGAAUUAAUUGGACUUACAACAAUAGAUCUUGAAGAUAGGUUCUACACCAGUCAUAGAUCUUCAUGUGGAUUACCAAGAUCAUAUCAAGUAUCAGGUCCUGGUAAAUGGCGGGAUUCACUCAAACCCAGUCAAAUAUUGACAAAAUUAUGUCGUGAUUUAAAAAUGUCGAAUCUUGUUAUAGCCAAGAAAUAUAUACAAAUUGGUAAGAUACUGUUCACUCGUAAGCAAGAUGCUUCCCCUGAAUCAGCUGAGAUUCCCCAUGAAGAUGAACAAUUAGCGUUAGGAGUACUCAAUUCAUGGAAAGAAGUAUUUGGCUACUCUCUUGUCCCUGAACAUGUGGAAACUCGUUCAUUAUAUCGACCUGAUAAACCUGGGGUUAAACAAGGCAAACUUGAAAUGUGGGUUGAUUUGUUUAGAUUGAGCGACCCUCGACCUCCACCACUAGAUAUAUCGCCAAGAGCACCUAGAAGUUAUGAAUUGCGAGUAAUAAUAUGGAAUACUAAAGAUGUUAUUUUAGAUGAUGAUUCAUUCGUGUCCGGUGAAAAAAUGUCUGAUAUUUACAUCAAAGGCUGGAUUGAUGAUCCUAAAUUAUCACAAUCAACUGAUAUACAUUAUCGUUCGGUUACCGGGGAAGGUAAUUUCAACUGGAGAUUUGUAUUUAGAUUUGAUUUUCUCCCGGCUGAAGGUGUGAUUAUAAUUAGACGUAAGGAUAACUUUUUCGCUCUUAAUUCAACUGAAUUGAAGUUACCCUGUCGAUUGAAUCUACAAGUUUGGGAUUACGAUUCUUUCUCUGGUGACGAUUUCCUUGGAUGUCUUCCUCUUAAUUUACUGGAGUUUCCUAGAGGAGCGAGAACAGCAAAAGAUUGUAGUUUAUCUAUUUUGAAUAACAAUUUAAGACAUUCCAAGAUUAAUUUGUUCAGAGAGAAACGGACAAGAGGUUGGUGGCCUUUUUAUGCAAAACUAUCUGGUGGUGAAGAAGAGUUGACAGGUAAAGUAGAAGCUGAUUUUGAGCUGUUGACUGCAGAAGAAGCUGAUGCUAAUCCAGUUGGCUUAGCACGUGAAGCCCCUCAACCUCUAGACCAGCCUCAACGACCUGAAAAUUCAUUUUUAUGGAUAACUAACCCAUGGAAAUCAUUUCGCUACAUUAUCUGGUCUCGUAGAAAAUGGUUUUUCCUUAAAAUGAUGAUCUUCAUCUUCUUAUUUCUCUUCAUUUUGCUAUUCGUCUAUUCAUUGCCGGGUUAUACGGUGAAAAAAAUUAUCGGAGCUUAACAUAUUUCCCUUGCGAUUAUGUGUCAAUAUGUAUUUCUUAAUUAAUUUGACAAAUCAAGUUUAUUCAACUUUACGCUUGAGUUCCAUUGGUACCAAUACAUGAACAAAUUGCGAUCAUUUUUCAUACUAAAUGGCUCACAAUCUCACAAUGAAAAUAUUGUAAUGUAAAUGACAACAGAACAAUAAAUACUCGAUAAAUUUAAUUUCGUUAAUAUUCA